Messenger RNA from Beauveria bassiana ARSEF 2860, 1584 nucleotides. Its product is annotated as chromatin structure-remodeling complex protein RSC7. Gene Ontology annotation, cellular component: nucleus. The transcript has 3 exons. The record is from RefSeq and is a predicted model, not a curated record. Lineage: Eukaryota; Fungi; Ascomycota; Sordariomycetes; Hypocreales; Cordycipitaceae. The coding region runs from base 1 to 1584 and encodes 527 amino acids. Gene Ontology annotation, molecular function: chromatin DNA binding.
AUGCCUGCGGGUCGCCGCUCUGGCCGUGCUGCCGCAAAACGGGCGGCAGCUGCUCUAGAGAGCACCCCCAAAGGCUUCGCAGAUGUAGAGGACGAGCCGAUGCCCGACGCAGACGUUACCGAAAUGUCAGAACUUGCCAACCAAGACGAUGAAAAUGACGAAGAUCAUGAGGAGCCGCCUGAAGAACCGGAAGAGGAUGAUAACGAAGAAGCCGUUCCAGAAGAAGACACCAAAGAGGAGCCAUCAGACAAGGAGCCCACGCCGCCGCCACCUCCGGUCUUCAGAAGAAAACGUCUAGGACGUCCACCGAAGAAUAAACCCCCGGGCUGGGACAACAUGAUUACAAUUACCGAAGAGGAGGCCAACAUGCCGCGCCGACGCGGCCGUGGAGGCUGGAGGGGCCGUGGCGGUCGCAAGGGCGGUGCGCCGCCUCCCAAGGCCGAGCAGGUGAUUGACGCCGACGGCACCAUUGCCGAGAUUGUCAACGACGAGUGCGUGCUUCCCGAGGAUCCCGAGGGAGAGACCAAGGUCGACAAGCUGGGCAACCUGCAGGGCGACCGCGACUACCGAUGCCGCACCUUUACGGUGCUGGGCCGUGGCAACCGCCUCUACAUGCUGUCGACGGAGCCCGCCCGUUGUGUAGGCUUCCGCGACAGCUACCUCUUCUUCACCAAGCACCGCAAGCUGUACAAGAUCAUCGUCGACGACGACGAGAAGCGCGAUAUGAUUGAGCGGGAUAUUAUCCCCCACUCGUACAAGGGCCGAUCGAUAGGUAUCGUGACGGCGCGGUCCGUGUUUCGUGAGUUCGGCGCGCGCAUCGUUGUCGGCGGCAAGCGUAUCAUCGACGACUAUGAUGUUGCUGGGGCGAAAGCCAGCGGCGCGGUCGAAGGCGACCUUGCGGACCCCAACGACCGCAUCAUCCCCGGCGAGGCGUACAACAAGAACCAGUACGUCGCCUGGCACGGAGCGAGUGCCGUGUAUCACACCAAUGUGCCGUCAGUGCCGGACCCUACGGGCAAGCCAGAAUAUAGAAAGCGCCGUGUCAAUGUCAAUGACACCAACUGGAUGCUCGAGCACGCUCGAGAAGCAAGCACAUUCAACGCCGGCAUUAACGCCAUCCGAAGGCUCAACAAUGCAGGCGUCUACGAUAUUCACACCAAUGUGAUGCAGUACCCCGCGUACAUGCAGCCCACUCUCGUGCGCAUCGAGCAAAUAUCGCCCGACGAAGAGGAAGCGACGGCCGCCGCCGCCGGCCCACGCUUCCCCGCCGUCCCUUACAAGGUAGCGCGCAACUUUCUCGUCGCCGACACGUUCAUGGACAGCCCCAUCGGGCUGCAGGCCGCCGCCGCCACCUGUCGCGAGCGCACCAGCGACCCGGCCGCCUUCUUGGCCGCUUACGACGGGCUUGCCGCCGUACCCGACGACGUUAAGGAUCUGCUGCCGCCUGCGUGUCGCGCCGCGUUUGACGGCGCGCUGGCCAAGGAGGCGGCCUGGAAAGCGCAAUGGGGCACGGAGAAGGAGAAGGGCGCGCGGAGACAGCCGAUUAUUGACAAGGCGAUUGUGCCCUACAGCAUGGCGUCUUGA